Colletotrichum spaethianum is the source of this 1407-nucleotide messenger RNA. RefSeq lists its product as uncharacterized. Gene Ontology annotation, biological process: regulation of transcription by RNA polymerase II. The coding region runs from base 1 to 1407 and encodes 468 amino acids. The transcript has 2 exons. NCBI's taxonomy places the organism in Eukaryota, Fungi, Ascomycota, Sordariomycetes, Glomerellales, Glomerellaceae. Gene Ontology annotation, cellular component: nucleus. The record is from RefSeq and is a predicted model, not a curated record. Gene Ontology annotation, molecular function: DNA-binding transcription factor activity, RNA polymerase II-specific; RNA polymerase II transcription regulatory region sequence-specific DNA binding.
AUGAAGAAGAAGUUGGACUCAUCGAAGACAUUCGACAACAAACCUUCUGUAUCCCUUCUUAGUGCCUCGAGCGCAUCCGCCACCGACCCCAGCUCAAGGAGACUGUCCGGCGACCAACGUGUACCUCCGCUCUCCGUACCCACGAAUCUCCCCUUCUACCUGAAGACGUCAAAUCUUCUAGACUCGCCGGACCGGUACACCCAGACGCCACACUCCACAUUACCCCCGUCUCCGGGGAGUCUUCAUCUCGGCCAUGAUUAUCGGUCACCGCGUUCAGUUUCUGACCUCGAGCGGUCACCGCCCAUGCGAUCGAGGAGGAAUAACAGCGACGAUACAUCUUCGCACGGGUAUGAGGUGGAGGACAUGGAAAUUGAGGAGACAAAUUCGAUGAAGAGGUUGCGCAUCGAGGAUCCUAUGCGACCUCAUUAUGACGGCGCUGGGACGAAACGAUGCGCCUCGGCCGAUCCUGAUGACAGUGUCCCCCUCGGCUUCACGACUCAAGGUGACUUAUUGCGCCGCCGUGAUGGCAACCAGAGGGGUUCGCCGAAACCUCGGCUGAGCGUGAUUCCUCAGGGCUCUGUUUCCUCCAUCUCGUCGGGAGGGCGUACAGGAUCGUACAGUUCCAACUUGUCCCUGCUCACUGGCAACAUCGCCAGCAUGAGCUCUUCUUACGGCCGAGUCUCCCCUGGCGGCUUGUCGCCGGGAGACAUCUCACCCAGCGGCAUGGAUCCCAGUUGUAGCUCUCCGUGCAGCGCAACAAUGUCGCUGAAUCCUUCGCCGCGUGGCUCUCUCUCUCGCGCACCUCAUCAGCGGAAAAAAAGCGAAAGCCGGCCUCUUGCUUCUCCCCGCAAGCUCACUGAGGUGAGCAAGUCAGGCGGCACCAAGAUCUCUGGUUUCUUCAUGUGUGAGUGCUGCUCCAAGAAGCCCAAAAAGUUUGAAACCGCAGAGGAGUUAGGGUUUCACGAACAAGAAAAGCAAUACGAAUGUUCUUUUUGCGGAAAUCGGUUCAAGAACAAGAACGAGGCGGAGCGCCACCAGAACAGUCUCCACGUCCGCAGACACAGCUGGAGCUGCUCGGCGCUUAGCCAUCAUGACCGAGCCUUUCACGACAGCACCAACCGGCCUGGCGAGGCAGACACUUGUGGCUAUUGCGGCGAGGAGUUCACUCGGAACGGCCGCGGCUCUGGUGCCUCAACCACUCGUCACGCCACCGAUCAGGAUUGGGAGGAGCGCAUCCGCCAUCUUCAGGAGGUGCACAAGUUCCGGGAGUGCAACAGCAGCAAGAAGUUCUUCCGUGCAGACCAUUUCCGGCAGCAUCUCAAGCACAGCCACGCCGGGACAAGUGGCAAAUGGACGAACAUGCUGGAAAAUGCCUGCAUGUUAAACGAAGACCCGACCCCAAGAUGA